Choloepus didactylus (southern two-toed sloth) is the source of this 7786-nucleotide messenger RNA. It is a transcript of the gene GPR137B, whose product is annotated as G protein-coupled receptor 137B. The record is from RefSeq and is a predicted model, not a curated record. Gene Ontology annotation, cellular component: lysosomal membrane. Gene Ontology annotation, biological process: regulation of autophagy; negative regulation of osteoclast differentiation; positive regulation of TORC1 signaling. NCBI's taxonomy places the organism in Eukaryota, Metazoa, Chordata, Mammalia, Pilosa, Megalonychidae.
AUGAGGCCAGAGCGUCCCCGGCCGCGCCGCAGCGCCCCCGGCCCGAUGGAGGCCCCGCGGUGGGACCCCCUCCGCAACGACUCGCUGCCGCCCACGCUGACCCCGGCCGUGCCCCCUUACGUGAAGCUCGGCCUCACCAUCGUCUACACCGUGUUCUACUCGCUGCUCUUCGUGUUCAUCUACGUCCAGCUCUGGCUGGUGCUGCGCUACCGCCACAAGCGGCUCAGCUACCAGAGCGUCUUCCUCUUCCUCUGCCUCUUCUGGGCCUCCCUGCGGACGGUCCUCUUCUCCUUUUACUUCAAAGACUUCGUGGCAGCCAAUUCGCUCAGCCCCUUCGUCUUCUGGCUGCUCUACUGCUUCCCCGUGUGCCUGCAGUUCUUCACCCUCACGCUGAUGAACUUGUACUUCACGCAGGUGAUUUUCAAAGCGAAGUCAAAAUAUUCUCCAGAAUUACUCAAAUACCGGUUACCACUCUACCUGGCCUCGCUCUUCAUCAGCCUCAUUUUCCUGUUGGUGAAUUUAACCUGUGCGGUGCUGGUAAAGGCAGGAAAUUGGGAGAGGAAGGUUAUCGUCUCAGUGCGAGUGGCUGUUAAUGAUACUCUCUUUGUACUGUGUGCCGUCUCUCUCUCCAUCUGUCUCUACAAAAUUUCUAAGAUGUCCUUAGCCAACAUCUACUUGGAGUCUAAGGGCUCCUCUGUGUGUCAAGUGACAGCCAUUGGUGUGACCGUCAUCCUGCUUUAUACAUCUCGAGCCUGCUACAACCUGUUCAUCUUAUCAUUUUCUCAGAACAAGAAUGUCCAUUCCUUUGAUUACGACUGGUACAAUGUAUCAGACCAGGCAGAUUUGAAGAACCAGUUGGGAGAUGCCGGAUAUGUGGUAUUUGGAGUGGUCCUUUUUGUGUGGGAACUCUUACCUACUACCUUAGUAGUUUACUUCUUCCGAGUUAGAAACUCUACAAAGGACCUUACCAACCCUGGAAUGCUCCCCAGCCAUGGAUUCAAUCCCAGGUCUUAUUUCUUCGACAACCCUCGAAGAUAUGACAGUGAUGAUGACCUUGCCUGGAACAUCGCCCCUCAGGGACUUCAGGGAAGUUUUGCUCCAGACUAUUAUGAUUGGGGACAACAAACUAACAGCUUCAUGGCACAAGUAGGAACUUCACAACAAGACUCAACUUUGGAUCCUGACAAACCAAGCCAUGGAUAACACUGGUUGACGGUAUUAUGGAAGAUUCCUCAGUUGAAAAACUUCAGAGAGACAAAGUUGGUGACAGCUGAAUUUUUAGGGCACUUUUCCUUAAGAAACAGGACUUCAUUUUAUAUGUUACAGGUUUCUAAUGGCUCUAUAAGACUAAGCAAUAAUUUAGAUUGAUAAAAUCUUAUUUUAGUACUAAAAAAUGAAAUGGCGGUUUCAGUGGUUAUAAUUUAAACUUUAAAUGAAAUCUAUACUUUUAUAAAGAUGUAUUUUAUAUAACUUAAAUAAUAAUGCUAAAGUAUACUAGGGUUUUUUUUUUCCUGAGAAUGUUAUUGCAAUAUAUGUUUUAGUUUGCACAGGUUUGUAUGCAUAAUUCACUUUAAAAGUAAGCAAUAUCUGGUCUAAUAGGUUUUUUUUUUGAAGACUUUUGGACUGGAGUGUUCCUCAAAUCCUUCUCUCUUCAGAUCUCUGAGAUUCUGAGCUCCACAUUGGUAGACUCCUAAAACACAACUGACAUAGAGAAAGCUGAUUGCAACUCUAAUGUUGAAAGUUCAAAUGUAAUGGAAUAUCAACUGGAUAUAAGGCUCCUUUGAAUUUUUUAAGACCCAGAUGGUUGGUCCCUCAAAUUAUAGCUUAAAUUGUGCCAAAAGUUUGGUACUUUUCAACAGUGCUCUAAUGUAUAAAAUUUAAUGAUAACAACUUGAUAAUGUAUAUAGAGCUGACAAACUAUUAAAUCUCCUCUGCUAUAGUCAGAGAUUUUGUAUAGUUUUCCAGCCCAGUGAAUUCUAAUAUCCAUUACCACAAGACUACAGCAAGACUACAGCUUGCCCAACUCAUUAAACUUUUAUUACAUUAAGGAGAAAAUAAGUGCUUCCAAAAAAGAGCAAUAAAUAUCCCUAACCCUUGAGCCAAAGGUUAUGUGAAAUCCUAAUUGUUUUUCUGUAAUCUCCAACCAUACUGAAAACAGUGUCCUUUAUUGUUAAAUAGCUGCCUAAAGCAGCCUAUUGGCAACUGCAUGUUUAAAAUGGAAGUAGCAUUACAACGUGCUAUACAGUAUGAUGCUGGUCUCUUAGCCAUGUAAAAGGAGAUGUCCCAGACAAUGGCUUAUAAGCCAUCUUGCAUUUAAGUGAAAAACAUGUCAUGCAAUGCUAUUUCACCAACCAGAAGUGCUGUUUAAAACCUCCAUGACAUAUAUUCUACAGCCAUAAAUCUCUGCCAGUAGUAGGAGCCUGUGAUACAUGGCUCUGUCAGGGAGGUUAAAUGCUCUUCUAAAAACAGAAAUAAGGUGCCAGAGAAGUACUAUUACCCCAGAGAAAGUAUCUUGCUGCUCUGUAUAGGAAAGCUCAAGACAGAGGGAGGGACAAAUGUAAAGGAACUUAUAAGUCUUACCUACACAAUGAAAUCCAUUUCAAAUGACUCUUCUGUUUUAGUCCUCAUGAAUAAUUUAUCUCUGGGCAUCAAUUUCACAGAGAUCAAGUCUACUUCUAUUAUUCUGAUUGAUUAUUCAGGUUGCCUUAAAAUAAUAAAAUGUUACAAGUUAUUCUAGAUAGCUUUAAGAACACCCUAUUAUGUGUCAUACUGUCUUUGCUACUAAUGCUUAGGAGAAUUUAGAAGCAAACUCGGCAUGCGUUUCAUAUAUGUAGUAAAAAUUCCUUCGGAAAGUCCUGCAGUCCUUCAAUUUUAGGUCAGCUAAGGGUAGGUAUAUUUCAAAAAAUAUGACAAUGAUAUCACUAAAAUCAUGCAAUUAUUUUCAUUCUAUGAUAUGCAAAUACUGCUGAUAAUUCUAUAAUUGCUGGCAGGAAAUUUUGAAAUACAAAGCAUUAACUGAUAAAAUCCAUUUUAAUGAUAAAGCUGCUAGUAUUUAUUUCAACUAUAUUAUUUUUUGAUGGAGAGAAUACAAUGUUCUAAGUGCCUAUUUUUCCCUUUCCCUUUUAAAAAAAAAAGGUAAGGUUAAAAUGCAAAUGUUGUAAACACACACUAGAAUAUAAAAAACUAUGAUAGUAUCAAAUUAACUAUCUUUGCCUCAUAGUAAACAAUCAUGUAUACCCUGUGAAAUGUUGCAGGAAUGGUGUGGAAAAAAAAAAUUAAUUUCCUUUAGCUUCCUAAUUUAUUUGUGCUCCUAAGUACACUAACAAAGCUACUCCUCAUGUAAAUUAUUAAAUUCUAAGAGAGGGAAAGGAAUGAUGAUUACUGGUUCUAAACUAUCCAAAUGCCUCGUUUUCAAAGCAACACAAUGAAAUUAAAAUCCUGAUAAUGUGAAAAUUAAAAGUAUAUGGGGAAGAGGCAAUAUUACUGAAAAUUUGUACCGUAAUUUGUCUAAGUCUGACAUGCAUAAUAGGUCUGUCUCUAUAGUUAAUUGUGUAAGAAUUCCAACUGAUUUUUGUAGAUAUCUUUCAUUGGCUCUUUUUUCCUUUUUAUAAUCAACCUGUUUGAGCCAAUGAUUAAAGCAUCUGCAGUGUGUUACACGGGGUUGUGUAAGAAGUUUUGAUUAUAACUGUAUACACAUAAAUCACAUUUAGUUAUGCCACUUAUCUCUUGACUGUAUACAGGCUACACUCUUAAUAAAAUUUUGGGUGUCUGAUUUACUACUUAGAUUAGGUACACUUACUAGUACCUGCCAAACUUCACCCAAAUCCAAGAAAACUAUUCUUCGUUGGACUUGAACACUUAAUCCCUUUUAAGAGGAGAGGACUAAGCAUUAGUAAACCCUAGAGCUUGAAAAGUGCUGUAAGAAAAAGGUUCUCAUUUAUAUUUACAUAUUGGAUAUUCCUAGAAUACUGCUUUUUUUUUUUAACAAUAAAGGUGAAUUUAACAUUAAAUGGAUCUCACUAUUUGAAACUUUUAUCAAGAUGUCUAACUAAUGAAACUUAACUAAAAAUACCAUUUUCAUUUUUGAUUACUGUAUGAUAUAUACCACUAUAAGACUGCUGAGAGAUACAUCUAGUAUACAUUCUCAUUUUUUAAAAUCUUAUGUGAGAAUCUUUUUAGUUAAAAAAGACCUGUCAGGUCCAGACGGAGGCACUACUGAUUGGAUCAGGCUAAAAUAGUGGGAGCCUUCUCAUCAAAGACUAUAAAUUAAUAAACUGCUUGGUUAAAGUGAGGAAACCCUUGUUUAUUUAAAAAGGGACAAUGAACACAGGGCUAUAGAAUUCAGUCAGUCUUUACUGAGUGCCUGUUAUGUGCUAGACAUUGGGCUACACGAUGGUCAUGUGUCUGUGGGUCACCUGUAUAUGUUCCUUUUUUGGGUGCUUUCUCACUAUAAACUAGAUGUAAUCUAGUAUAUAAGUUAAAUGACGGCAAGGGGUUUUGACUGUUUUGUUUACUGCUGUAGAUUCUCAGCUCCUAGAAUAGGGAAUGAAUAGUCAAAUACUGUUCUCCUGGUAGAUAGUAUCUUUCUUUCUUUCACGUAACUUCUUGUACUUGCACUUUUAUCCACUGCACAUUGAUUUUAAAAGCUUAGUACUUGUUUGUUUAAGGGUACCUCCUUUUUGCCUCGCGAAUCUUUGAGAAAUAUCUAACUUUUGGGCAAAAGAUUCAUAAUGAGAUAAAAAUGUAAGAAGUUCAUAUAAAGAUACUCCUCAAGUUAUUCUUGGAGAUCAACCCCCUAAUUCUCUCAGCAUAGGCACUAAAUCCUGCCUCUCUUUGCCUUCACUUCUUUGGGCACUGGCAAACAGACUACUGAAAUAAUAAAUAAUGCAGCAAAUAGUAAAAUAAAAGAAAGAAUAGUGACAAAUCCAGUGGUUCAAAGUGCGACCUUAGAGAGAGAGAACACUAAGUUGGACAGAGCUUCAGCACAAUCCAUAUGUUAAUGAUUUUUUUUUAAUGCUCAUAGGGAAAAAUAAAUGAGAAUAGCUAGGAAAACUGUAAAAGAAAUAGGGAAAGUGGGAAGGAAUGAGAAGGGUCUAGCACACCAGAUAUUAAAAUAUAAUUAAACAAUUAAAACUUAAUGAAAACAAUGUGGUGAUGCAUGAAUAGAUAGACCAAUGAAAUAGAAAGAUAACCCAGAUAGUGCCAAAUACAUAUGGAAAUUUAGAUAUGAUAAAUGUAGCCUCUCAAACAAUUGAGGAAAACGAUGUAUUAUUCAAUAAAUGGUAUUAGAACUAGACAGUCACCUGGGAAAAAUUAAGUUGGAUUCACAGUUUACACUUUAUGCCAAGGCUACACUCCAAAGGGAUCAAAGUAUAUAGAUGUGAAAAAGAAAACCAUAGAAAUUUUAGAAAAAAAACAGAUGAGUUACUCUGUUACCUUGGAGUGAGGGAGGCAUGUCUGACUUAAAAUCCAUAAACCUAUAAAAAAUAAGAAAUUUGACUACAUAAAAAUUUUUAAAAAUAUCUGCAUGGCAAAAGCACCAUAAAUAAAGUCAAAAGACAGAUGACAAAAUGGAAAAAAAUAUUUUCAGCUCAUUACAAAGGGUUAAUAUUUCUUAACACUCCUAGAAAUUGAUAAGAAAAAGAUCAACAAUGCAAUAGAAAAACGGAUAAAAAAGAGGAACACACAAGGAAAUGCAAAUAGCUCAAAUAUGUUAAAAGGUUCUUACUCAAGAGAAAAAUAUAAACUAAAAAUAUAUUGAGACAUAAUUUUUUAUCUAUCAUAAUGGCAAAAAUCCAACUGUUUGCUACCAUCUGUGUUGGUGAGGUUUUGGGUAUGUAGGCACUGUCAUAAAUUGCAGGGGGAGUUUUGGUAACUGCCAUCUAUGGAGAGCAAUACAGCUUUCACAAUUAGAAAUACACAUAAUCUUUGACCCAACGAUGCCAUUUGGGAGAGUUGAUUCUACAGGUUCCUAUUUACAUACAUGGGAAAUGACGUAUGCACAAGGUUUAGAAGCAACCCAGUACCCACUGAUAGCUGACUGGUUAAUUGAAUGAUGGUACAUACACAGAAUGGAAUACCAAACAGCCACUAAGAAAAUGAGAAAACUAUCUAGUGAUAUGGGAAGACUGCCAAGAUAUAUUAAGUGAAAAAACAAAGUAAAUUAACAAAAAUUAAUUUUCAUUAAUUUUCUUUUGCUAUGGUGGGAGUAUACUGGAAGGAAUGAAGUUAUUUCAGGAUAUUUGUUUCUCUCAUUGCCUUGCUUUGUUUGGAAAUUUUUUUUUAUUUAAUAAAUAAAGUAAUUUUAAAAUAAAAAAAAGAAAAAGACAAAGUGAAGACAAGUAUGUCUAUAAUACCACUCUUUGGGUAAAAAUGAGAAAAAAAAACAAGACUACAUUUCUACAGGCAUACACCAUAGAGCUAUCAGGGGUUUGGUUCCAGGCCAUUGCAAUAAAGCGAGUCACACAAAUUUUUUGGUUUUCCAGUGCAUAUAAAUGUUAUGCUUACUGUAGUCUAUGAAAUGUGCAGUAGCCUUAUGUUUAAAAAACCAGUUUACAUACCUUAAUUAAAAAGUGACACAGAGACACGAAGUGAGAAUGUGCUGUUGGAAAAUGGCACCGAUAGACUUCCUUGAUGCAGGGUUGCCACAAACCUUCAAUUUGUAAAAAAUGCAAUAUCGGCAAAGCACAAUAAAGCGAAGCGCAGUAAAACAAGGUAUGCCUAUAUUUACUAAUAUAUGCCUAAAGAUGUCUGGAUGGAAAGAUAAGAAACCAAGAACAGAGGUGACAGUGGUGGUGGUGGUGGUACCAAGGUGGUGGGGCAAGGUUGAGAGGAAGACACUGCACUGUAUAACUUUUUUGGCUUUUGAACCAUGUGAAUGUAUUGCCUAUGCAAAAAUUAAAUAAAAGUAAGUAUAUUUAAAAAGUUUUAUGACUCAACACAAAAGAAAAGAUAACAAAAGUCCUCCAUUUUUAGCUGAAUGGUAAUAGGGUAACUUGAAAUUGCACAAAUAUAACACAUUCUGAGAAGAGGUUUUGGACUCAGACUUCAUGGUUUCAAAUUCUAGCCCCACAACAUAAAAUAUAUGACCACGGACAAGUUAUUUAGCCUCUCAUAUCCUCAGUUUUCUUACUUCUAAAGCAGAGAAAUAAUAGUACCUACCAACUAGUGUGGCUGUGAAGAUUAGAUAAUGCGUGGGAAACCCGUUUAUAGUGGCUGCAAACACUUGCUAUUAUGAUUAGAAGAAACCACCUCAGACUUCCUAUGAACAGAUUUUCUCCCAUCUCUACAAAUUAAAAUCAAAUUAUAAGCAAAAGAGGGGAGGAAAAGAAAACAAGAAAAGAAAAGAUUGCAGAAACAUUUACUUUAAUUCACAUUUCCUAGAAUCUGGUGGUUGUACAACAGCAAAUUAUUUGGACUUCUGUUCAAAGUCAGAGCUGUGCCUAUAGAUAUUACUUAAGAUAGAGUGCACAUGAACUUGUGUUUUGUUUUACCAAGUAAUUUCCAUGAUACCAUGUACCCAAUCUGUGUAUUUUGGUGAAUAGCUAUGGUUUCUGCAGGUACUUCAGUUUGCAAACUGCUGAGAGGUUUUUAUUGUGAACUGUUCCCAAAUUUCCAGCUGAAGGCAAUGCUGAUGAAGAUCAAAAUGGUUGUCCUUUCUUAGAUACAAUGGCACCUAGGCAAAGUUGGAAAAUAUGUCACAGUGUUUCACAUACAUAUAAGAAUAUUCAGUAAUUCACAAUGUAGAAUGUCAAAAUAAAAUGUUCUGACUUAUCAAACUUAAAAA